Molecule: messenger RNA, 6661 nt
Organism: Sorex araneus (European shrew)
Lineage: Eukaryota; Metazoa; Chordata; Mammalia; Eulipotyphla; Soricidae
Gene: DCBLD2
Product: discoidin, CUB and LCCL domain containing 2
Exons: 16
Coding region: 340-2646 (768 amino acids)
Source: RefSeq, a predicted model, not a curated record
CGAGCCGCGGGGCGGACGCCGGGAGCAGCGGCCGGGCCGGGGAGCGCGGCGCGGACGGGCGUUUCUCGUAGCACCGCCGCCGCCGCCGCGAUCCGCUGCUCGAGCGCUCCUCGUCCUUCCGUCCCCUCCCCUGCUCUCCAGCCUGGGGUCUCGAGGCGGGGAGCGGAGGGAAGGGACGGAGGAGGAGGAGGAGAAGGAGGCGGCGGCGGGAGCCGUGGGAGGGGCGGAGGGGGUCCGGGCGCGGGGCGAGGAGCCGCCGUUUCCUCGCCCGGUGCCACGGCCCGCGCGCGCGGGGCUCCCGGGCGCCCGCACUAUGCAGGCGGCCCUGCGGCCGCGGCGAUGGCGAGCCGGCGGGUGCUGAGAGCCGGCUGCCGCGCGCACGGGGUCCGGGUCUGGGCCGCGGCCGCGCUGCCCGGCCCCGGCCCCCUCCCUCCCCGCGCCAACUCCUCCUUCCCCAUGCCUCCGGCCCUCCUGCUCUUGCUACUCCUGCUCCUGCUGCUCGAAGACGCCGGAGCGCAGCAAGGUGACGGGUGUGGACACACUGUAUUGGGCCCUGAAAGUGGAACUCUUUCAUCCAUAAACUACCCACAGACCUACCCCAAUAGCACUGUGUGUGAAUGGGAAAUCCGGGUGAAGAUGGGCGAGAGAGUGCGCAUCAAAUUUGGUGACUUCGACAUUGAAGAUUCUGAUUCUUGUCACUUUAAUUAUUUGAGAAUUUAUAAUGGAAUUGGAGUUAGCCGAACUGAAAUAGGCAAAUACUGUGGUCUGGGAUUGCAGAUGAACCAUUCAAUUGAAUCAAAAAGCAAUGAAAUUACAGUGCUGUUCAUGAGUGGAAUCCACGUUUCUGGACGAGGAUUUUUGGCUUCAUACUCAGUUAUAGAUAAACAAGAUUUAAUUACUUGUUUGGACACUGCAUCCAAUUUUUUGGAACCUGAGUUCAGUAAGUACUGCCCGUCAGGUUGUCUGCUUCCCUUUGCUGAGAUAUCUGGAACAAUCCCUCAUGGAUAUAGAGAUUCCUCUCCGUUGUGUAUGGCCGGCGUGCAUGCAGGAGUAGUGUCAAACAUUUUGGGUGGCCAGAUCAGUGUUGUAAUUAGUAAAGGUAUCCCGUACUAUGAAAGUUCACUGGCCAACAACGUCACAUCUGUGGUGGGACACUUAUCUACAAGCCUUUUUACAUUUAAGACAAGUGGUUGUUAUGGAACACUAGGGAUGGAAUCUGGUGUGAUUGCGGAUCCUCAAAUCACCGCAUCGUCUGUGCUGGAGUGGACCGACCACACGGGGCAAGAACACAGCUGGAAACCAGAAAAGGCUCGGCUGAGAAAACCUGGGCCUCCUUGGGCAGCUUUUGCCACUGAUGAGUAUCAGUGGUUACAAAUAGAUCUAAAUAAGGAAAAGAAGAUAACAGGCAUUAUAACCACUGGCUCUACGAUGGUGGAGCACAAUUACUAUGUGUCAGCCUACAGAAUUCUGUACAGUGAUGAUGGACAGAAGUGGACUGUGUACAGAGAGCCUGGUGUGGAGCAGGAUAAGAUAUUUCAAGGAAACAAAGAUUAUCAUCAGGAUGUGCGUAAUAACUUUUUGCCACCAAUUGUUGCACGUUUUAUUAGAGUGAAUCCUACCCAAUGGCAACAGAAAAUUGCCAUGAAAAUAGAACUGCUUGGAUGUCAGUUUAUACCCAAAGGUCGUCCUCCAAAACUUACUCAACCCCCACCUCCUCGGAACAGCAAUGACCUCAGAAACACGACAGCCCGUCCCCAGAUAGCCAAAGGUCGUGCCCCAAAAUUGACUCAACCACUACAACCUCGCAGUAGCAAUGACUUUCCUGCACACAGGGAACAAACAACUGCAGCUCCCGAUAUUAAAAACACUACAGUGACUCCAAAUGUAACCAAAGAUGUAGCCCUGGCAGCAGUCCUUGUUCCUGUGCUAGUCAUGGUCCUCACCACUCUCAUUCUGGUAUUAGUGUGUGCGUGGCAUUGGAGAAACAGAAAGAAAAAAACCGAAGGCACCUAUGAUUUACCUUACUGGGACCGAGCAGGUUGGUGGAAAGGAAUGAAGCAGUUUCUCCCCGCCAAAUCAGUGGAGCAUGAAGAAACGCCAGUUCGCUACAGCAGUAGUGAAGUUAAUAACCUGAGUCCGAGAGAAGUCACCACAAUGCUGCAAACAGAUUCUGCAGAGUAUGCACAGCCACUUGUGGGAGGAAUUGUUGGCACGUUUCACCAGCGCUCUACCUUUAAACCAGAAGAAGGAAAGGAAACAGGCUAUGCCGACCUGGACCCAUACAACUCCCCGGCGCAGGAUGUCUAUCACGCCUACGCGGAACCACUCCCAAUUACCGGGCCCGAGUAUGCAACCCCCAUCAUUAUGGAUAUGUCAGGGCACCCCACAGCUUCCGUCGGUCUGCCCUCAACAUCCACUUUCAAAGCUGCUGGGAACCAAGCUCCCCCUCUCGUGGGAACGUACAAUACUCUUCUUUCCAGAACUGACAGCUGCUCCUCUGCCCACGCCCAGUAUGAUACCCCAAAAGGUGGGAAGCCGGGUCCCAGUGGCCCAGAUGAACUGGUGUACCAGGUGCCGCAAAGCACACAGGAGGUAUCAGGAGCAGGGAGGGAUGGUGGAAGUGAUGUCUUUCAAGAAAUCCUUUGAAGGUGAUGCUGCUUUUUAAAAAGCAUCAUUUUAAGCACAUAACCUUUAUCUUUUUUUUUUUUUGGUAAUAGUGGGUAGUAAUAUAUAGAAUGUAUUACGUAUCUGUUACGGAUAUGGUUGGGGAAAAUAUGUUGACCAAGCAAGGUACAGGAAACUACUAUUCUUGCCAUCUUCCUUUUAAAGUGUUACUGUGGCACAGGUACUGCUUGCCCGUUAAAUUUUGAACAUCAUGUUUGUUACUACUGUAAGACAUUAUUUUUAAUCCAGAAAAAAAAAAAGAUCCUUUCUAUGCACUUCAAAGAAAUUCAGAAUCACUGAGAGUAAGUAUUUAUUACCAAUGCUGCAGGUAUAUUAAUGAACUCAAGAGAUGGCUCUGUAAGCCUAACUGGCAAUAAUGCAUGGUACUGUUCUCGAAAUAUCUAAUGGCUUGAAAGUCUGCUUUUUGUAAAAGGUGAGUACUAUCAUGAUUUUCUCCUCCUCUAUUCUUAUAUUGCCUUGUAUAAAUUUACAAAUAAUUGAUCCAAUCAUUUGUCUUUAUCGUAGUCAUAUACACUUGUCUUUCCUUAGGAAGAUCUGUAGCUGGGAAACUGACAUGUAAUGAGCAGAAUGACUGAUUUUUUUUUUCUUCAUUUAAGAGCUUUAACCCUUCAUGGUACGUGACCUAGUCUUAUCCCUGCUGGUUCCUCUAGGAACCCUUGGCCAGCCCCAGUCUCUUGUUUAUAAAACAUUCAAGCAUUCAUUUUGAGGUUUUUCAAAGUGGUUUGUCACCUUAAAAUGCUUGCUUUUUAUCAACUUCCUGAAUUUAGAUUUCAGUCCUUAAGUGUUCUUCUCUAUGUAGGAACAGGAACUGUUUUUAGAAUUUGAAGUUAUAUAGGAGAUUUUUCUCCCUCUCUACAACUUUACUCACAGUGGGAAUUUUCCUAGGGGAGUGAUGAAAAGUUGAGUGCUUCAAAGUAGUGAACACAUAAUCCACUUACGUUUAUCACAGUGGAAAGCAGGAUCAGAGUCAUAAAAUAGCAAUUAGACCAGGGGUUAGGUCCCCAGCCACACCUGGCCUCCACCCCUGCAGCACGGAAGCAUCCUCAGGCCCUCGCACUGAGCCACUGGCCUGUAGGCUAAGUACCAACCCCACUGAGCACCUCUGGGGAAGCUCCAAGCAAAAUUAAUAAAUAAAAGAAAGAUUAAAAAGUAAUUGGAGGGGCUGGAGUGGUAGCACAGCGGGUAGGGCAUUUGCCUUACACACGGCCGACCCGGAUUCAAUUUCCAGCAUAUGGUCCCCUGAGCAUCGCUGGGUGUGACCCAAAAAAAGGCAAAAAAAAAAAAAGUAAUUGGAAUCUGGCCUCUUUCAUUUUAUAUGUUUUAUUUCUUUGAAUUUCAAGGUACUUUUAGUCAAAUACAAAAAAUUGUUUUCCACAGUAAACAUUCAUAAGAAAAUUAAACCCAGAUCUGUAUAAUUAUGCGCUCCACUCACCUUUGAAAUGAAAGGCAUAAACAGCCCUUUCGAAUCCUGCUUUCAUCUUGUGAUGAGAGGCAUAAACGAUCCUUUACACCCAAAGAAUAGAUGCUAUAGAAUCCUAGUGGGUGAAUACUUAGCUCUUACUUUUGAUUACUAGUGAGAAAACUCUUGGUAACCACAUGCCCAGAACUAGUUUUACAUGGGGAACAUGGAAUUGAUAAAUUCCAUUCAGUGUAUCUGUCUGUAGUAUUUUUCAAAGUGAAAGUGUCUGUGGCCAGAGUGUUAGUAUAGGGGUUAAAGUGCUUGCUGCCACCCCUGGUUGGAAUUGUGGUCACCAUACAGCACCACCAGGAGUCACUGCUGAGUGUAGAGCCAGGAAGAGCCCCCAAGCACCUCCAGGUAUAGCCAGUUCCCUCACCCCCAAAUAAGGUCGAAGUGAAGGCAUCAACAGAACACCAGAAGCUACCAUAUAAUUGAAACAGAUAAAUGGGAUUUUUUUCUCUUUUUAUAAAGUUUGUUCACUUAAAAUGUAAUUUCCUAUCAGUCUGUUCAUUUAUUUUGGCCUGCCAUAAGAUUAUGCCAGAAUUCACUAAAUUUGUGUUCAUUUUACUUGCUUCCAUGAGUCUAUCUUUUAAAAUCGAACGAUUGAUUUUUUUUUAGCCUCACUGCCUUCCUUAGUUGCUUGCUGAUUUUAUUUUUAUUUAAAGCUCGUACUUUUCCAAACAUUGAAGUAUAUUCAUUGAAAACUCAAUACAUAUUUUCUUGAAGAUCGUUGAAUGAAAAAGCACAUGUACUGAACUUUUAUUCUACACAUUGAAUGCAUAAAGCACAUUCAUCCUCUUUCAGAUGGGAAGAGAAAAGUCUGUGCUUUAUUUUCUUAUACACCCUCAGUACAGAGAAAAUAGACUUUUCCCUCAAAUCAUGUGCCUAUUUGAAGCUUUACCAGGAAUGUUUUCAGUAACUAUUUCAUUUUCCCAAAGAUACUUGCUAUUUUAAUGUUAUUCUGUGCGCCUGAUUGUUUUUCCCAUGGAACAAUUCUUUUGAGAGGCAAAUGUUUUCUUAAAUGAUGCAUAUUUUAAGACUUGAUUCUUAUUGCCACUGUGCUGUCCUUGAACUACCAAUGUUUUUCACGAAAUAUCUAGUUUUCACUACUUUUCUAUAUUUUGCUUCCCAAAUGAGAGCUGAGCCUGAAUACAAAGGGUUGUUUUAGUUUUGUACUUUCUUUUGUUUUCAUAGUAGAGUUGUUGAUUUUUUUAAACUACAUUUUUAUAUAUCAUAUAUAUAUAUACAGUUUUGAAGACAAUCAAGUAACAACUGAAAAUGUGAAAAUAACCGUGGGAUUUGGGUGUUUUUUUUCUCACAAAAUUCCCUUGAAUUUUUAUUCUUUGCUUGAAAUGUGUAAAAGGUUUAAGUCACUGGUUUAUUGAAUUAAUUUUUCCCCCUGUUAAGAAAAUAGAAACAACAGUGGUACAGCAAGUGUGGUGAUUACAGGAUUCAUAAAAUUACACUGACUUCACUGUUACUUGAUCUUAUAAAACCAGCACAGUUAAAGAUAUUAUGAAUGCCAAUUUAUAUUUUAUUAAGAGCUAUAAAUCUAAAUAGAUCCUAUUGUAUGUUCAGGGUCUAGUCCAGUUAUUUAAGUUCAUGUUUCACUAUUUGCACUUUGCAUUGAACAAUGGGUUUAUUCGCUGAUGAAUGGUUGAAAUGGUUCAAGUAGAGAAUUUAUAUAGGUGUGGAAAUUUUGAUGUGAUGGAUACACUUGCACACAUGUACACACACACACACACACACACACACACACACACACACACAUGCAGACACCCUUCAGGAGGGUGGGGAGGAAAAAAGGAGCUCUUCUGAAUAUGUGACCAUAAUUUAUGGAAAAUGAUAACACAUGAACUUCUUUGCCUUGAUUCAACCAUGCACCUGGAGAGCACCAGAGGCUUGUGUCAGGAUGAUACAAUUAAAAAGGACCAAGGACUAAGGAUAAUAAAAACUUUGAAAUCAUAUAUUUAAAUGUUCCUAUUUGCUCUGCCUUUUGGUUCUGAUCCUGAAGUUGUCCCUAAACUGCAAAGCCUAACUAAGACUUGGGUGUUUAGGUAAAAUACUUUUUUUUUAGAACACCAACACUCAUAUAAUCUAAUUUGUGGCUAGUCUCUCUCUCUCUCUCUCUCUCUCUUUCUGUCUCUCUCUCUUUCCCUCCUUCCCUCCCUCCUCUCUCCUUUCUCUCUCCUCUUUCUCUUUCCCUCCCUCCCUCCCUGUCUCUCCUCUCUCCCUCCCUCCUUCCCUGCUGUUUCUUCCCCCUCCCUCCCACUGGGAAAAAUGAAAACAAAACAUAUUGGAAAUAAAAUGGCUUGAGUGUCAGUGAUAUUCUCCCAGAAUGUACUUUUCUUACCUCGGCAUGUACUGUAGUCACUCAGUAUUUGUAUAUGUUGCUAGACUUUAGAUUGUUAUAAAUAGUGAAAUUUCAAUGUGUUCAUGUGUUUUUAAUAAAUUGUAUAUUGUAAAUUGUAUAAGUUCAGAUUUGUUUUUUGGCUUGAAUAAAACCACCAUAUUGUA